This is a messenger RNA of Piliocolobus tephrosceles (Ugandan red Colobus), 488 nucleotides long. Its product is annotated as FYVE, RhoGEF and PH domain-containing protein 1-like. Gene Ontology annotation, cellular component: cytoplasm. The transcript is spliced from 5 exons. NCBI's taxonomy places the organism in Eukaryota, Metazoa, Chordata, Mammalia, Primates, Cercopithecidae. The record is from RefSeq and is a predicted model, not a curated record. Gene Ontology annotation, molecular function: guanyl-nucleotide exchange factor activity. Gene Ontology annotation, biological process: cytoskeleton organization; filopodium assembly. The annotation marks the transcript as partial.
AGUCUCUGGAGCUGAUAGCCACAGCAGCAGAGCACUCGAAUGCUGCCAUCCGCAAAAUGGAGCGAAUGCAUAAGCUGCUGAAGGUAUAUGAGCUGUUAGGGGGCGAGGAGGACAUUGUCAGCCCCACCAAAGAGCUCAUAAAAGAAGGCCACAUCCUUAAGCUGUCAGCAAAGAAUGGGACCACUCAAGACCGAUACCUCAUACUAUUCAACGACCGCCUCCUUUACUGCGUGCCCAGGCUGCGGCUCCUUGGCCAGAAGUUUAGCGUGCGGGCACGCAUCGAUGUAGAUGGCAUGGAGCUAAAGGAGAGCUCCAACCUCAAUCUGCCUCGAACCUUCCUGGUGUCAGGAAAGCAGCGCUCCCUGGAGCUCCAGGCCAGAUAUGCUGAGGCAUUCCAGGCCCAGAGAUUGUUCCAGAGACAGGAUGGGCACCUUUCCCCAAAGAUGCAGGCUCGCUCUUCAGCGGUGGGGGUGAUCCCUAAGGGUUAG